Molecule: messenger RNA, 2445 nt
Organism: Rhagoletis zephyria (snowberry fruit fly)
Lineage: Eukaryota; Metazoa; Arthropoda; Insecta; Diptera; Tephritidae
Source: RefSeq, a predicted model, not a curated record
AUGCUCAGAGGCAACAGAAGCUCCUCUUCGGCUUCCGGCCCAUCCUCAUCCUCCUCUGGCUCAAAUGAUAGAGCCAUUGCUCCCUACUACCAGGGACACUUUCGAAUUGCUCCGAACAUCAACCAAAAUCGAAACCGACCACAACAGCAGCAGCAGCUUCAACUCCAACAACGGCAUCUUCAGCAACUCCAACUCCAACAACGUCAACAACGUCAACAACAGCUUCAACUUCAACAACAACAACAGCUUCAACAACAACGUCCACCACCACCACCACAGCAGCAGCAGCAGCAGAAAACCUUUCCCCACCCUCGACCUCCAGGCCGUCCACCGAAGCUGGGGCCAGCUAAUGCUGCCUACAACCGAGCGCAACAACCAACAUCAGCACCAGCACCAGAACCAGCACCAGCACAACCAUCAUUUCAGUUACCCCUCUCAGUGGCAACUUUAUCAACAGAACCAGCAGCACUGCCGUUUCAACAAAGUUUUACCUUCAUUCAAACAAUGCCAAACCAAAAUGCAAUCAUUUCUGAGGCGCCAGCAUUUCAAUUAAUUCAGUAUCCACCACCACCACUGCCAUUUUCAGGACCUGUAACGCUGUUUGCACAACCUGCAAUUUUUAAUUAUGGACAAUUUCCCAACUACGUUACUCAGCCUUUUUAUCCACCAGUAAACGGCGCUAAUGAGCAUAAUGCUAAUCAUUCACAAAUUUCCAAUGCAAGCACUCAAACAUGUGAAACAUUGAAUGAAAAUGAAACUCCCGGUGAGGCUGAAGAAGAAACCAGUGACCAAACAGCUAGCAGGGAAGAAGCUGCCCAACAGCAGCAAAUUACUGUUGAUGAUGCACAACAAACUUCAAAUUUAAUUUCUAAUAAUGACAAUCAAUCUUCAGUUGAUGAUCAGCAGUCAAAUGCUGACAAUGACGUUCGAGCACCAUCAACUUCUCUCACUCAAACAUCAGGAUUUUGGAGUGAAAAUGAAGCAUAUGAAUUUGUAGAAGCCGCCGACCAGAAAGCAAAUGACAAUGAUGAAAAACAGCAAAUCAUUUCUGAGAUGUCAAACCUGACUUCUAAUGCUACGGAAACUACUUCAUCACUUUAUGAUAAUCAACAAUCAAAUACUGAUGACUGCUGUACUCAAACUGCUAUCCCCAGCAUCCAUGUGCCUAAACAUUUGAACCAGCUUGCGAUCAGUAAUAAUGGCUCAAAUAAUGAUCAAAAUUUAAAACAAACUGAUAAAAAGAAGGAUCAACUAAAACUUACCUCUACCACAACUGCACUAGUAGAGUGUAUUACCAUUUACGACUCAGAAGAUGAGUCCAAUGGCGAGUCUGAUGACUGUCAAAUAAUAGAUCCUCCCGAUUAUGGAUCCGUUUCUAAGCAAAGUAAUGCUGACAAUGAGAAUCAAGCAGCUGAACAUUCAAAUGCAGGUCAGCAAAUAAAUAAACAGAAAGAAGAUAAACAACAGCAAAAAGAACAACUUGGAACAGUUGAGAAUGCAAAUUUGAGCACUUUUUGUGCUCCUUCUGAGCACUCAGCUGAUUAUUCUCAACCUUCAAAUGAAGGAAAUGUUGAGCCGUCUGCUGCUGCUGUUGUCACAGUGAAUAGAACAUCUUCUCCCUCACUUUUUUUAAAUGAGCAGUCUCAAAAUGUUGCCACUGAAAAUGACGUGGAAAAUAGCUGUUCCCAAAGAACAGGUGAAGAAGAAGAAGAAGAAGAGGACGAGGAGGAAAGAAAUCAACAGCAAAAACAACAAAAGACUGUGUUUUCAACUUCCUUGCCUGCUACCAAGUACUGCAGGUUUUGCGGAAAAUCCUUUACCGCCUAUCGAUUCCUACGUAAUCACGACCGAGUGCACACCCGCCUCAAACCGUUCCAGUGUUUAGUCUGUCAGCACUCCAGUGCGCAAGAAGCCAACAUCUGGACUCACAUUUUGGCUCAGCACUACCAACAAUACCUUAAAACGAAAAAAUCUUUGUGCCGGCCUGAUCAGGCUGCACUUUGCCAGGAAUCAGCGGAGCUCACCCGAUGGCUGACCAGUGAUGAACACCGGAGCUGGGCCGCUGCUGAUUCUGCUGCUGCUGCUGCUGCUGCUGCUCAAGAAGAGGCCUCUUCUUGUGAGCAGAACCAAAGUUUGAAGCCAAAAAGAAUAUCAAUGUCGUUGCGAAGCCAAUCAAGUCAGUCGGAUGACGAUGCCAACGCCAGUGGCAGCAGUGGUAAAAGCAAAGAUACUGAACCAGAAAACAACAACAGCAGUAGCUGUGUCAGUUUUGAUAAUCACCUGUCACAAUCUUCCGUACACAAUCAAGCAUCAACGCCACCACCACCACUACCACCAUCAUCAUCAUCACAAAGUACUGAAGAGACCAAUUCAGUGUUUAAAACGAGCAGACAGGGCAAAUCUUACAUUAGCAAGUUCUUCAUCUGCCGUCAAGCUGGCUGCCAG